AUGAAAUUUUGGUUGUCCAUUCUUCUAGUUAUUGGAGUCUUUUUAGGAAGUAUUUCUGCUGAGGUGCAGUUUGAUGAACUUGAAAGUUUAAUUAAUGAAAUUGAUAAUGAAGGUACUCCUCUUAAUCCAAGAAGAUCUGUUAAAGCAAAUAUAUGUGAAGGACAUAUUUGUGGAUGGGGAAAAGAAUGUAUUGAUGAUGGAAAAGGAAAACCAUCUUGUCAAUGUAUUCGUGAAUGUCCAAAAUUAACAAAUGAAAAUGAUAAAGUUUGUGCUACAAAUAAUGAAACAUUUCCAACACUUUGUGAACUUUAUCAACAAAAAUGUUUUUGUAAACAAUCAAAAGAACAAUGUAAAGAUUCAUCAUAUUCAAAAAUUCAUCUUGAUUACCUUGGAGAAUGUAAAGAAAUUGAAGAAUGUACUGAAGAAAUGAUGGAACAAUUUGGAGUACGUAUGGCUGAUUGGCUUUUUCAAGUAAUGAAAGAAUUAAAAAAAAGAAGAGAACUUCAUGGAAUUGAAUGGGAACAACUUAUUAAUGAAGCUGAACAUGAUGAUGAAAAGAAACAUGUAUACCCAGUUAUUUGGAAAUUCUGUGAUUUAGAUAUCAAACCACAUGAUAAACAUGUUACUCAUCAUGAACUUAUUCCAAUGACUGCCUUUGUUAUUCCAAUGGAAUCAUGCAUAAAACCAUUUUUAGAAUCAUGUGAUACUGACCAAGAUAGAUCAAUUACAAUUGUUGAAUGGGGAAAAUGUCUUGGAUUGAAAGACGGAGAAAUUCAAGAAAGAUGUUAA
Messenger RNA from Strongyloides ratti, 789 nucleotides. Its product is annotated as BM-40. The record is from RefSeq and is a predicted model, not a curated record. Gene Ontology annotation, molecular function: extracellular matrix binding; calcium ion binding; protein binding. The transcript has 2 exons. Bases 1 to 789 code for a protein of 262 amino acids. Lineage: Eukaryota; Metazoa; Nematoda; Chromadorea; Rhabditida; Strongyloididae. Gene Ontology annotation, biological process: anatomical structure development.